Molecule: messenger RNA, 2037 nt
Organism: Sceloporus undulatus (fence lizard)
Lineage: Eukaryota; Metazoa; Chordata; Lepidosauria; Squamata; Phrynosomatidae
Product: V-set and immunoglobulin domain-containing protein 8-like
Exons: 7
Coding region: 162-1472 (436 amino acids)
Cellular component (GO): intracellular anatomical structure
Source: RefSeq, a predicted model, not a curated record
AGGAAAGCCACACCUGCCUAUGUCUGAGUAUAAUUAAAACACUGUGACACUUUCCGCUACUACAGUGCAGUUAUUCCUGAUUAAAUUCCAAAGACUGAAGUUAUUAAGUGACAAAAGCAAUUGUGCCGGCUGUCAGGAUCAAUGCAAAGGGACGGGAAGUGAUGUACUUGGCCAAGGGGCAGUCAGUCAAGUUGGUCUGUCCUUAUGAGCUGGAACCUCAGGACCAUGGUCCAAACAGCCUGGACAUUGAAUGGACGCAGAUGAACUCUGAUCCUACCAGUCUGGACAAUGUGAUCCUUAGCUACCAUGACCAAAAAGUGAUCCAUCCUGGCUACAAUUAUGUACAGCGGUUUGGAAACCAAGAAGGAGCACAAUAUUUAAGUAACUAUCAGAACAUGGUGAAGGACAACGCAGUUGGCCACCAUUUCGCUCCUUGCUGCUCAGGUCUGCAACAGCGAGUAAACUUUGCCAUGCCUGAUCCGAGCCAAUAUGAUGCUUCCAUCAACCUGGAAAAUGUUCAGAUUUCCGACUCAGCAACAUAUGAAUGUAAGGUGAAGAAGACUACACUGGCAAGCCGCAAAGUGACCAUCAUGGUACUUGAGAAACCAUCUGUUCCCAAAUGCUCGAUUACAGGGAAGGUAGCCGUGGGCCAUGAAGUCACUCUUUGUUGUGCCUCAGAAGCUGGCAACUCCCCUCUUACGUACCAGUGGACCAAACUGGCAGAUCACCUCCAUGGGAACUUGAACCCUGCUCUCACUACACAAGGUCUCAAUCCUGGUGACAUCGUCAUUAAGAACCUCUCAUAUGAACACGUUGGCAUGUACCAGUGUAGUGUGGCCAACAAAGUUGGAUAUGCUCAGUGUGUGCUGGAGAUCACUUUUGAAAAUGAUUCCAGCUACACUGUCAUUGCUGUGGGAGUAAGCCUUGGCUGUCUGCUAAUCCUGGUUCUCGUUCUGUGUCUCGCUGUUGGACUCAUUUACUACUUCAGGAGGAGCAGAUGCAAGGAAGAAGCCAACCAGAUCAGGGUUGAUGCAGCUCCUCCACGGGACAGAAGCAAGAGCCCACAAUCUGUUUUCGGCUACCUGUCAAACAGGCUCAGCUUCCAACGUGGAAAGUAUGAAUCCCCAAAGGAACAGGAAGGUAUUGAGAUUCUCUGCCCAGCCCAAGACCAAGACCAAGACCAAAGCUCCUCUGUAAAUUCCUGCAACAAGGAGAGUGAGAUCCAAAACAACAGUUCUGUGUUCGUCACCACGAAGGCCAGAGUUCAUCAUGCCCCAGUCAUUCCUUCCUAUUUACAGUCAAAAUCUCGAGCCCAAACUUCCUUUCAGCCACCUACUAUCUCCAGUCUUGGAGAAAUUAACUCUUCCACCUUUGAACGGAAUAGGACCCAGGCAAAGCGUCAUCAUCCUGGUCAAUAUGGGGAUGUCUCUGUGAUAGUGUCAGCUAAUUCUAGAGAGGACCUUGUGGUCUAAGCUCCUCUGGCCGCUGAUGUAAGAAUGUAAUCAGGGACAUUAAAUUUCAUAUACAGAGAUGUACGCCGCUACAGAAUUUCAAAGACAUGAAGAAAUGCUUUCCUGCUCUAGUAGAGAAACGUUUGCCGUCUGACUGAACUUACAUUUCUGCUUGACCUUUUCCACCACGUCCUUCCUUUUUGUAUCACUGUGUCCAUCUGCUCAAAUUGCAUACUAGCAAGCUCAAGUUUCAUGGAGAGGGCCAAUUCCUCAGAUUUGUUUUUCACGUGUGUUUUGUUUUUCAUUUUUACCUCCGUAUCAUAGAGUUUGUAUUUCACAAGGCUAAUAUGUCAAUGUGUGUUCUAAUAUUUGCUGUAUAUACUUAUGUAUAAAUCUAGAAAUUUUAGUCGAAAAGUUGACCUGAGUCGACUUAUCCAUGGGUCAAUAUAUGUACUGUAUUUUAACUCUUAUAUUAAAAAAAAGAACCAUCCACUGGUGAAAGGCAAGAGUGUAAUCUGUCCUGGAAGCACUGACUCCCUUCUACUUUUUCAUCUAUCCAGGCUUUAAUGUAAAGAAAAUUAGUUAU